Lindgomyces ingoldianus is the source of this 1212-nucleotide messenger RNA. RefSeq lists its product as uncharacterized. The transcript has a single exon. The record is from RefSeq and is a predicted model, not a curated record. Bases 155 to 1024 code for a protein of 289 amino acids. Lineage: Eukaryota; Fungi; Ascomycota; Dothideomycetes; Pleosporales; Lindgomycetaceae.
UUUGAGCAAAGACGUAAAAUGCGUUACCGUACAGACCAGCUUUGUUAGCAGCUACACGACAUACUCCAGCGAUGUAAGCGUUGUGGUACCGACAUGGACGAGCGAAUAUGAUAGUCCGGCACCUACAUGUCGAGUUGGGGUAAACUUCAGUCCUAUGUGCGGAUUGCUGCACUCCGCGUAUAGAUGGCGGAUGUCCAAGAUUCUGGCCGAAACACCACUUCCAAGUGAUGUUGCGGCUGCGAGUGCAUUUUACUACACGCUGUUCCUAGAAGCGCCGAAUUGUACGCCACCAAACGACUCGCCCGCGACACCAGGCCCAACAACAGCUACCCCGUCUACAACCUCUCCUCUGUGCCGAAUCACCGCAGGACGGUAUUCAAUACACUACUGGCCCAUGCCCACGCCCACCGGCACCGACUUCUGCAAUCCGUCCUACAAGCCCUCACCCCUCUCCCCCUCAAUCCCAGGCACACCAAACACAGCCGUAAUAUCCGGCCUCACGCUCACGAGUCCAAGCAUCUACCACAUCCUACAAUCCGUGAUACUCGAAACCUACACCGGCACUACAAGCCGCCUCGAUGACACCACCCUGACCCUUGCCACCUGGAACAUCUCCACCAUCCUCCCCACCCUCACCGUCGCCCAACAAGAACCCCAAAUCCUCUCCGCGCGAGAGACCUGCAGUGGUCGCGAAGCAGAUUACUGCAGCAUACUCUUCACGCCUAAUUUCCUGAUCAACGACAUCUCAACUGUGCGGGCGCCCGCGUAUACCCAGAACUGCGGGUCUGAUUGCAUCUCCCGGGAUGGGGGAACUAUUUACCAGACUUCGUACAAGCCUACGCUUGCAGUGCCGGUUGGUGAGGUGGUGAGGCAGAAUCGCAUGUUCAGCGAUUGCCAAUGGGAUAUGUAUGAGCUUGACGAGGGAGGGGGGUAUACGAAGCAUGUUUCGAGUGAGACGGCGGCGAUAGUAUUUAGGGAUGUUGGGAGGACGGCGACGGCGACAGCGACGAGGGGAGUGCGUUGAGGUGGGCGUGGGGUGGUUUCUAUUGUUUUGUGUGGUGAGUGAAAUAUUUGUAUCGUAUACUGAACCUUGCCUCCUUGAACACCUCAAAAUAUGUCUAGAUAGUGAAACUAGUAAGAUGCGAUAACUAGUCUUGACGUUGAUACAUUGCCCCCCAGAUAUCUAUUAAUACAAUAAGCGAAAAGGGCCCG